ACAGUCACUCUGUACGCUCACUUAUUUUGCGUUCUUCCCCACGUAUUUUCGAGAAAAAAAAAGAGAUUGUUCAAAUUCUCAUCUCUUUAUCAGCGGUUUCUGUAGCCUGAUCAGGUCUAAGGCGGUCCGAGUCCGCUCUCCUCCACAGAGGAGGGAGUGGAGGCGAGCGAACUCAGACCGUCUGGGAACCGAUCAGGCUACAGUUUGUGCAGACCAUUUGUUCUUGUGGAGGCAAAUAAAUGGCAGAUAUGAUAGUUCUUGGAGGUUCUUUCACGCGAAUUCAUUUUUUAGUACGUAGUGAAAACAGGGGAGGGGGAGAAGAUAAUUGUCCGGCGAGGGGAAGAAGUGAAAGCGUUUGUAUAACUGGCGUAUGGGUUUCAAACACGGAGUUUCCAAAAUUGAUAUUGAAAGUGGAAAAAAUAAGCUAAGCAAGAAAAUAUUUCGAUUUUGCGCUAAUUGUUUUUCAAUUACAAAUAUUAGUAUGGAGCCUUUAUGAGUCGACAUCUACCUCAGAAUUAUCGUUAGUUUCAUGUUAAGAUAGGUUAUUGGGAGGGGAGGGCAACUUAUAAAAAUUUUAGUUGACUUGGGGUUAGGUGACGGCUCUAUCAACUAUACUAUGCAGUAAAAGACAGAGUACGCCCCGCCUGUUCACAGUCUAUCAUUAAGACUAAAGUCAGCUUUGUUAUUUGUGAUAAAACUUUAACGUGUGUUGACUAAGAUGAUUCAAAUUCCCUUUUGUCUUCCAGUGAGGAGCUGGAGAAAGUGAAUAGCAGCUGCUGGAGCAAGUGCCACGCCCAUGUCAUUUCUUGUUGCAUAGACCUGUUGUGUUUGUUCAAAUUAACCCCACCCUAAAAGGAGUGGUCGAAAAAACUCGAACCGUAAAUAUUUCGUUCUAGCCUGUAAUGGUUUACUGCCUAGCAUGGAUAGUCGUUUUUGAAGAAAAGGCAUCGGUGAAAUCGAAAGAGGAAACGAUACAGGGAUGGUUCAACUAAAGUUCAUUUAAAUGUUAAGCUUAAAUUAAGUCAUGGGAAGCUUUAUCAGUCUUUUACGAGACAUAAGAACCGUCUACAGGGACCUCAAGGUAACUUUAAAACUUACUGCUAGAAUUGUUCUGAAAGUGCACGGUAUUGUGGAGGAUGUUGAGCAAACAGUUCAAGACCUAAAGGCGGCCGUUAAAGGAUUGUCCUCUAAAAUUCAACCACAAGAUGGAAUGGGCGAGGUCGCUUUUGAAGCUCUAAUGGAAAGCGUGGAAACCAAAGCAAUUUCGCUGAAAACUUCCCUCAUCGAAGCAACUACUCAAGUAUUUAAUGAAGACCUCGUCAGAAAUACUCAGGAAAAAUGGAAUAAGGUUAUACAAUACUCGAGACAGAGCAGCGAGGCUUUGGCAAACAUUGUGGCAAAUUCUUCGUUUAAUGUUAUUGGACAACAUGUUGACGGUUCACAGCUGGCAAAUACAAUAGAAGAGGCAGUUUCUUUAUCGCAUAUCAGAGAAAAUGAAUCAAGCAACAACAAUGAUCAAGCUUUGGUGCCUAUUGUAAUGGAGAAAUUACCCGGCAUCACAGAUGAGGAAGAGAUUCGAGAUUUUGAGGUUUUACCCCUGGACCUUAUGGAUAGCUUUUGGAAAUGCGACAUCGGCUGUUUUAACAUCGACUGCGCUGAUUUUCGUCAGCUAUCUAUCACCCGUCAACAAGGCGAAAGCAGCUCGCAUUCAAAGAAAAAGAAAACGAAAAAACGCAGUAGAAGACCGUCAAAAUCUAGCAAAAAGGCCGCAGCAAGUGCUAGCUCUUCAGGUAAAACAACAUCAAGGGAACACAGCCAAACCCCAGCUAGGUAUCACAAGAAUCGUAGGCAACCAAGGGAAAAUGUUGCUUUGGAGUUGAUUUUCUUGAUCGCUAUUUUAUAUGAAGGGGUGGCUAUGUCUGACAAUGAUUUGUCAGUGCGUGGAAAUACGUGGAACGAAACAAAUAGGAGGCGCGCUGCCGAAAUUAUUGAACUUGAUGACUAACGGGUGAACGUCAAAUAAGGAACUUCACAGGUACUGACAGGUGCCUGUUAAGUAAAAAAAAAAACAUAUUAAUGCUCAGAGCCUUCAUUCACCUUGAACAGCGGUCUAGAACGGUGUGGAGCCGUAGUCGUCUCGUUUCUCGAUCGCUCUUUGAACGAAAAUCUCAGUUCAAAUUAUCGUUUGUUAUGGUCACUUAAUUAAAAAACACUUGGCUUAGAAUGGCAGCAACUUAACUUCCUGUAUUCCUGUAAAAAUAUUUCUUCUUUUUCAAUCAUGGGGGAUAUUUUUAGUGACGUACUACCCGGCUAGUGCCAAUUUUUCUUAUUAAACGAUGGAAUAAUAUUUCAGGCUUCUAGAAACUAUUAAAUUGUUUUUGUUUGGGUAAACAUGAA
Messenger RNA from Orbicella faveolata, 2397 nucleotides. RefSeq lists its product as uncharacterized. Lineage: Eukaryota; Metazoa; Cnidaria; Anthozoa; Scleractinia; Merulinidae. The record is from RefSeq and is a predicted model, not a curated record.